Molecule: messenger RNA, 1426 nt
Organism: Vicia villosa (hairy vetch)
Lineage: Eukaryota; Viridiplantae; Streptophyta; Magnoliopsida; Fabales; Fabaceae
Product: tRNA-specific adenosine deaminase TAD2-like
Exons: 8
Coding region: 492-1028 (178 amino acids)
Biological process (GO): tRNA wobble adenosine to inosine editing
Molecular function (GO): tRNA-specific adenosine-34 deaminase activity; zinc ion binding
Source: RefSeq, a predicted model, not a curated record
UUAUAAUAUCGCAAGUUUUAGUAAAACUUAAAAAGAAGUGAAUAUUCUGCUUAUUCUAUUUUUACAGAUGAUUCUACUUGACUUUUAAUUUUAUUAGAGAGGGUUUUAAUUAAAAACCAAUCUUUCCUAUUUUAAUCCAAAGAUAAAAUUUGCGAUUUUAUUAUUUCAAUUAGAAUUCCAAUAAUUAAUUAAGAGUAUCACGAAUUGUAUCAAUUAUCAAUUAUUGUUAUUAGCUAUCUUCUUCAUUCUUCUCCCUCAACCCUAGCUUCGCCGUCGCCGUUGCCGUCGCCGUCGCUAUCUCUCCUCCCAUCUCCGGCCAUUGGACCUAUCUCCGGCCAUUGGACCUCCAUUAAAGCAACAAAUUCCGUUUUCACGAUCUCGUCACUUGGUCUUUCAUCUGAGUCAUAGGAACACCAGCCUCUAGAACAAGAUCAAUUUUCCCCUGAACCAUUGUUCUCGGCAUCAUUGUGUUCCUAAUAAAUCAGCUUAAGAUGACUUCUCCGGACACUCUUGUAUUCAUGGAACUUGCAAUACAGCAGGCAAAGUUAGCUAUGGAGGCCCUUGAAGUACCUGUCGGCUGUGUAAUUGUUGAGGAUGACAAGGUUAUAGCCUCAGGAAGGAAUCGAACUACCGAGACACGAAAUGCUACAAGACAUGCAGAAAUGGAAGCUAUAGACCUGCUUCUAGAACAGUGGCAGAAAAACGGACUUUCGAUGACUGAAGUUGCUAAAAAAUUCUCAAACUGCAGUCUUUAUGUUACUUGUGAACCAUGCAUAAUGUGUGCAUCUGCUUUGUCAAAUUUAGGCAUAAAGGAAGUGUUUUAUGGCUGUUCAAAUGAUAAAUUUGGAGGUUGUGGAUCAAUACUAUCAUUGCAUUUAAGUGAUACCGUGUCACCUAAUAAGGGUUUCAAAUGUGCUGGAGGUAUAAUGGCAACAGAAGCUGUCCUUCUCUUUCGAACAUUCUACGAGCAAGGAAAUCCUAAAGCUCCAAAACCCCACAGGCCUCUAGCCCUUCCGGCAACAACUUGAAUUUGUAGGCAUUUUGUUUAUUUGCUGGAGUUGGUUUGAGCAGCCUCCUUCCUAUUUAUGAAUGGUUAGGUAUAAAUCCCAGAAAAGCCUUGUGUAAAUUAUUGUUUGCCACAACUAAUAAUGUGAUUUGUACUUCUUUUCCGUCGUCUUCUUUUCAGUAACUGUUGCCAACGGAUGCGCAGGCACAAGCCAUUGUUGGGUUGGGAAUCAUUUAAUUCAAUCAACCACGUGUUUUGUAACAAAACACGUGAUUGAUUGAAUUAAAUACUUUAAUUUUAAAAGAAUAUUUAUCGGUUAAGAUUCAAAUUAAUUUUAAGGACUUGAUGUGUUAGUAUAUGAUAUUGUGAGAUCAGUUUGUUAUUUAUAGUUUCUGUUAAUUAUGAGUUAUAGUUUGUAUA